Larimichthys crocea (large yellow croaker) is the source of this 2416-nucleotide messenger RNA. RefSeq names its product BCL2 family apoptosis regulator BOK a (gene boka). Lineage: Eukaryota; Metazoa; Chordata; Actinopteri; Sciaenidae. Gene Ontology annotation, molecular function: BH domain binding. The transcript has 5 exons. The record is from RefSeq and is a predicted model, not a curated record. Gene Ontology annotation, biological process: intrinsic apoptotic signaling pathway in response to DNA damage; regulation of apoptotic process; release of cytochrome c from mitochondria. Gene Ontology annotation, cellular component: mitochondrial outer membrane. The coding region runs from base 276 to 908 and encodes 210 amino acids.
UGUCAGACUAUAAACUGGGUGAAUUUAGUUUUUUUUUUACGUGGCAGCAAACCUUCACUUGAUAACAGCCUGCUGUGACCACACAUGUCAGGAUGCAGCCCGCUUAGGAGAACAUUGUCGGGGCGUAUUAACAUAUUAAUUAUCGGAUAAUCUGCAGAGGUCCUCCUCCUAUCUGCAAGGAGAGGGGACAGAGGGGAGGACGUGUGCCGCUGUGCGAGGCGCUGCAGGCGGGGAGGCGAGCAGCUCAGUCCGCGGUGGUGGAUGACACACGGGGCAUGGAGAUGUUGCGCCGCUCCUCUGUGUUUGCUGUUGAAGUGUUUGACCGCUCGCCCACCGACAAGGAGCUGGUGUCCCAGGCUAAAGUACUGUGCAGGGAGUACAUUCACUCCAGGCUGAACCGUGCCGGGAUAGGCUGGUCUAAGCCUGAACACGGACUGACUGCAUCAUGUGGGACUCUGGGGGAGAUAUCGUCGGUUCUGCUGUGGCUGGGUGAUGAGUUGGAGUACCUCCGACCCAACGUUUACCGUAAUGUAGCACGACAGCUCAACAUCACGGUUGCGUCAGAGAGCAUUGUGUCCGAUGCUUUCCUGGCUGUGGCUGCAGAUAUUUUCUCCACAGGUGUGACGUGGGGGAAAGUGGUUUCCUUGUACGCCGUGGCAGGAGCCCUGGCAGUGGACUGCGUUCGCCAUGGUCAUCCAGCGAUGGUUCAUACCAUUGUCGACUGCAUGGGGGAGUUUGUCCGCAAGAGCCUGACCUCCUGGUUGAAAAGGAGAGGCGGCUGGGUGGAUGUAACAAAAUGUGUGGUGAACAGUGAUCCCAACUUUCGCUCUCACUGGCUGGUGUCGGCUGUCUGUGCCUUUGGACACUAUUUGAAGGCCACCGUGUUGUACCUCCUCAGAGAGAAGUGAAAGACACAGACUGGACUCUGAGUGGACUGACCAUCGCUGUACACCACCACCAACUCCAACACCAACACUUCACUAAAGCAACCACUGCUUUGGAUUAUGUUUACACUCAUGUUGCACUGAGCCUUUAUUGAUGAACACUUCAUCACUUCACAGACUUUCCUCGCUUCUUCUGCUUCCUCUACUAGAUUUUCUAUUUAUUGUGAAUGGUCGUAUUAUGGCACAUGUUUGAUGUGAAUGUAUAAACUCACCCACUGUUAAUGUUUUUAGCUUUCUGGCAGAACUGCCUGUUUGGAAGUGGUUUGGCUGCACCUAGUGGUUGGAAAUGGUAAUGGAGAAUAUGGGGCACUGAGGACACCCAAGAGGAUUUACAAAAAUCUUCACUUCUCACCUGGAUGGCAUAUAUGGCCCAAUACAGCAUAUUUUCCCCUAAAUAAGGGAAUUAAAAAAUGGGCCAAAUCAUUUUGAUUUAUGGCUUUAGUGUGUGCAGUGGUUCAUAACAGUACUCCUUGCUAUAUAGGAAAAACAAUUCAAAUGUUUCAAAGCAAACAGGACCAACCAGUGUUGUAGUACUCGAGAGCAGUCUUAGUCUCCAGAUCACUUUUUGAAGGUCUCAUCUUGAAAUUGUCUGCAUUUCUUUAUUUAUUACAGCAGUAUGUAAAUUCUGCAAUCUUUUAGAAAAUGUAUAAGUCUUGGUCUUGGUCUUAAACCCUCAAAGUCUUGGUCUUGAUAUGCUCUGGUCUUGGGUGUUCUUGACUACGACACUGGGACUGACAUCUAACUUUGUGGAUAUUGGUGGUUAAAUGUUAAAUCUCUACCGACAGCUGUUUCUUCAUGUUAUUCUGUAUCACAACAGAAGAGAAAACAUGAAAUAUGUCAUACAAAGUUUUGCCUUUCCCUUGUGCUCUUUAGCUACUGGGGGAGUGCUGCAGGAUCUGCCUAUAAUUUCCAUACAGUCCGUCUUGAGUUUGAGUAUUUCAGAGAGCACUAUAGACUUAAUGCAACUUUUUCUCUCUCUUCAUUGUUCACUGUGAGGCACGUGUAAUAUAUCGCUGUGGUAAGUUACAGUAUGUUUUCUCGAGCACUUUGAUAACAUUUUGGCUGUUUUUUAUAAGUAGAAUUUAUUCCAUGAAUAAUGUCGUUUUAUAUGGCAGGUAGCACUAGGAGUCCUAGAAUAUAAACAAAUGUUUGUAAGUCAUCUGCAACUGUAAAUAUUAACAAUAAUAAAUUGUUGUUGUGUUAACUCUGCUGUGGUAAAUGUUGAUUGAUUGUUAAUAAGCAGAUUUUUUAGCAGCUGUUUUCCAGACAUGUAAUCCCAGCUGAUUUUUACCCAGAUGUUUUUUAUACAAUAAUGAUCAUUAGGCAAUGAAGUUUUGUAUUCAAACCGUGUUCACUGAAAUUUAUUGAGUGAAUGUAAUGUAAAAGUUCUGUGCCAGAUGUUUGUGGGCCUAACCACAACUUUGUGUAGUUAUCUUGAAGUGUCCGCACUAUUUUUCAGUUACAUUAUUCAA